ACUCAUCCUAUUCGAUCUUCAAUUACACAACAUCUUAAUGCCAUUUUCAUUUGAUAGGAGCCGAUUUCGUCCUGGCAAUCUUUGGUCUUUGUGAUCCUUCAGCCUAAUUGAAGCCCUUUUGCUUCCCUAAUUUCUGACUACCUAUCUACUACCCAAUUGUAGCGUUGUAGCGUAGGAGGACAAGGCAGGCACACAGCCUUGAUGCGAGUGUACUCCGACCUCUAACUACGAGCCGUAUGGAAUUCGACCAAUUCUAAGUAUCGGCUUAAUAUCGCCGCCGCGCUUAUGCGUGUUACAUGUCUGUUUAGCUCGGCCGCGGAGGUAUUCGUAUAGAAUACAUCCCCAUUCGUGUGCAUUCGUUCUUCCGAUUGUAGCGAUCUCGUACAUACGUCUUAGACCUUAGACAGUAAUUCAUCUAUCACAAGAAAAACGAGCAAGGCAACCCAAGUCACAGCCAAACUGCAACAGACAGAAAGAAAACCACAAGUGACAUCACCCAUGUCUUUCACUCUCUCGCAAACAUUCUUAAGACUUGGCGUCAGCCGCCAUUUCAAUCCAAGAAUUCUCUCAGCAUCCUCACUUCUCACCAUCAACAUCUACAACAACAACAAUCUUGACAUAUAUUCGUCUCGUUCGCCUUCUAAAAACUCUACACAACAACUAAGAUACUUUACACAGACCAGAAGCAAGAUGUCGGCCACCAACAACGCUGCCUGGAUCAAAGCGGCUAAGAGCCACCCCUUUGUGGUCGAGCCCGCUCCCGUGUGGACUCCCGAGGCUAACGAGAUUCUGGUCAAGAACCACGCCAUCGCUAUCAACCCCGUUGAUGGCUCUCUUCAAGCUGCCGGGUGGUGGCCUCUAAAUUACCCUACCAUGCUUGGACAGGAUUGUGCUGGUGUUGUCGCUGCUGUUGGUCCCGGUGUCACCUCUUUCAAGGUUGGCGACCGUGUCGUCGGUCAUGCCGUCGGCAUGGCCACCAAGCGUGACCAGGACAACGCUUUUCAAGAGUACACCAUCGUGCAAACUAACAUGGCUGCUCAUCUUCCCGACCAAAUUGCCUAUGAGAAGGCCGCUGUUCUCCCUCUAGCCAUGUCUACCGCUGCCUGCGCUCUGUACCAGGACACCCACCUCAAGCUUCAGCUCCCCACUGUUCCCCCACAGAAGCCUACUGGUAAGACCUUCAUCGUCUGGGGUGGUGCGUCUGCCGUUGGUAGCAACGCCAUUCAGCUCGCCGUCAACUCUGGCUAUGAAGUCAUCACCACCGCCUCCCCCAAGAACUUUGAGUACACCAAGAAGCUCGGUGCCAGCCAGGUUUUCGACUACGCUAGCCCCACCGUCCAGAACGACCUUAUCAACGCCUUGAAGGGCAAGACUAGCGCUGGUGCCCUUGACUGCAUUGGUGGCGCUCCCCAAGGAAUCCUCCAGCAGGUUCUAGCCAAGUCCGAGGGUGUCAAGGCUGUUGCCUCAACCAAGCGGGGCUGGCCCGAACCCCCAGAGGGCGUCCAGAUGUACUCCAUCUUCGGCACCACUCUGAAGGAUAACUUCGUCGGAAAAGCUAUCUACAACGACUUCCUACCGGCGGCUCUGGCGGCUGGCACUUAUACCCCCGCGCCCGAGCCCAUCAUCGUUGGCAAGGGUGUUGGGAAGAUCCAGGAGGCCGUCGAUCUUGUGAAUAAGGGCGUCUCAGCUGCUAAGCUCGUUGUUACUGUGUAAAUUGAGGUAUACCCACGUUGGAUGAAACUGUUGGUUGGUUUGGAAUGUACGACGGAGUUGGAAUUAUGGGUUUCUAGUAUACAUAUGCCACACGAUCCACCAUACCCCAGGCUACCGGGAUGGAAGGCGUCAGUAGAGCUCUAGGGCCUUGUCAUUAGACAAAAGUUUUGGUAUAUAGGAAUUUAAAUAUUACAAAGCCUAA
Molecule: messenger RNA, 1915 nt
Organism: Annulohypoxylon maeteangense
Lineage: Eukaryota; Fungi; Ascomycota; Sordariomycetes; Xylariales; Hypoxylaceae
Product: GroES-like protein
Exons: 1
Coding region: 499-1713 (404 amino acids)
Molecular function (GO): oxidoreductase activity, acting on NAD(P)H
Source: RefSeq, a predicted model, not a curated record